Molecule: messenger RNA, 779 nt
Organism: Corylus avellana
Lineage: Eukaryota; Viridiplantae; Streptophyta; Magnoliopsida; Fagales; Betulaceae
Source: RefSeq, a predicted model, not a curated record
UUUUAAAUCAUAUAUUUCCAAUCCAACCGUUACGAAAUUCAAAAAACACAAACCACGCGACUCUGUGAAAAUCCUCGCCCCACUGUUCCUCUUCCCUCAAAACUCUCUCUCUGUCUACAAAUCCAUGGCUGAUCAGAGCACAAAGCCAUCAAUCAUGGAGCCAAAGCCCAUGCACCCACUUCACCAAAUCGCAGAAACACCGACCCACAAGCUUCUUCUCAAGCAAUGGCUCAAGGAAGAAGAACUGAUCCUCGGAAGAAUCAUCCUCAAAGAAACCCAAAUCGACUCGGCCCGAAAGGAAAUCACAAUGCUCUACAUCUUCUUCUUCCUCUUCCACUCCACAGCUUUGGUUCUCCUCUUCAGCGCCUCCUCGAGAGACCCAGUUUCCAGCCGGCUAGCCUGCCACCGGUCAUGGAUCCCAUCACUCUGCUCGAUUUUGUUUUCCCUUGGAAUCAUUUGGGCCGUGCGGUACAAGACCGACGUGGAGGUCCACCUGGAGAAGCUACUGGAGAGGGAGAAAGAGGACGGGAAGCUCUUGGCUAAGUGCGUUGAGGAAUUGAAGAAGAAGGGGAUCGAAUUCGAUUUGCUGAAGGAGGUGGACGCGCUUCGAAGGGCGAAAAGUUUGCGGGUGGAGGCCAAGGCGGUCAGGAAAUGGUCGGCGAGGGAUUUUGCCACCUUGUUCUUCUUCGCCGUGUCUUGCCUUGUUCUCGGCAUCACAAGGGUUAUCUUGUGUGAUUAGGCUUUUGAUCAACUUUGGGUUCUUUUUGUUUGUUGUUUUU